CGGAGCACCGGGAGCCCCGGGAGCAGGGAAUGGUCCCUUCCCCACACCCCGCCUCACCCUGCCUGCCCCCCGCCCAGCACGGCCCACGGCUGCCCGGCCACGCCGCUAGCCGGGGGCUCACGGGCUGCACCGGCCCCAACCGCCCCCGGAGAGCGGAACGGCAACGCCUGACAUCAGGCAGCCUCCUGGGCUCCGUAUCCUUUAUGGAAAACGGGGAGAACCCGGCGGGUUUGCCGCUGUGGCGUUUUCCGUGCGCUGGGAACAAAGCCGAGCCGUGCCGUGCCGAGGUUUGCCCCUGGCCGAACCUCGCCAGGACAGCGGAGGAAUUCGUCAGGACGGUGUUCCACGCUGAUUUCAGGGACCACUGCUGCAUCAGGCGGAGGAGGGAGCCAUGGUGUGCAUUCCCUGCAUCGUGAUCCCUGUUCUGCUCUGGGUCUACAAGAAGUUUCUGGAGCCCUACAUCUACCCCAUGGUCGCCCCCUUCAUCAAGCGUGUCUGGCCCAAGAAAGCAGUGCAGGAGCCACCAGGCACCAAGCAGGGGCCCGGAGGCAGCACUGGGGACCCCCGGGGACCUGCAGCUGCCAAGAGAGACCAGGAGGAUGGACCUGGGGGCCAUAAGUUGGAAAGCAAUGGCAUUGCAAAUGGAAGUCCUACAAAGGGAUCUGCUGCAGUGUAUGACAAGAAAACAGCUUGAAGGAGUUAAUUCCUAAGGAUUUUAUUCCCUCCUGUCCAGUAUGAACUGCUGAUAUUCCUCUCACUUUGAGACUUUUUUCUUUGCACAUUUUAGCCGAAUAAAAAACUUAAUUGCUUGCAGGAAAGUCCCUUUUGCCACUAAAAUGGCAGCUGUUUGUUUAUUUAAAAUAUUUGAAAGCUGAUGUUCUUGUAUUUUUCUUGCUGGAACUACUUUUCAUCUGCCAUCUGUUUGGUGUGAUUAGAGUUUAGGUUAAAUAACGUAAGAAUAAAUCUCUGUGUGGAAGGUAAA
Zonotrichia leucophrys gambelii is the source of this 982-nucleotide messenger RNA. It is a transcript of the gene CZH18orf32, whose product is annotated as chromosome Z C18orf32 homolog. The coding region runs from base 392 to 694 and encodes 100 amino acids. The record is from RefSeq and is a predicted model, not a curated record. The transcript has 4 exons. Gene Ontology annotation, biological process: positive regulation of canonical NF-kappaB signal transduction. NCBI's taxonomy places the organism in Eukaryota, Metazoa, Chordata, Aves, Passeriformes, Passerellidae.